CGAAGAGGACAUUUCCCCAGAGCUUGGGAGCUCCCCUCCCUGCAGGACAACGAAGAGGACAUCUCCCCACAGCGAGAUGACAGCCAUCCUGGAGCGGAUCAGCACGUUGUCCCUCAGUGGGCAGCAUCUCAGCCGCCUCCCCAGGCUGCUGGAGGAUGGUUUCCCCAAAAUGCCUUGUACGGUCAAAGAGUGCGAGGUACCACAGCUCUUCCGUGAGCCCUACAUCCACACCGGCUACCGUCCCACCGGCCAGGACUGGAGGUACUACUUCUUCAGCCUCUUCCAGAAGCACAAUGAGGUGGUCAACGUGUGGACUCACCUCCUGGCAGCGCUGGCCGUGCUGCUGAGAUUCAAGACGUUUGUGGAGGCUGAGGAGCUACCCGUGGACGCGUGGUCCUUGCCUUUGCUCAUCUUUGUCCUCUCCUCCGUCACCUACUUGACCUGCAGCCUCUUGGCUCACCUGCUCCAGUCCAAAUCGGAGCUGUACCACUACACCUUCUACUUCGUGGACUACGUUGGAGUCGGCAUCUACCAGUAUGGCAGUGCCCUGGCUCAUUUCUACUACAGCUCCGACCAAGCCUGGUAUGACAAGUUCUGGCUUUUCUUCCUGCCGGCAGCUGCUUUCUGUGGCUGGUUGUCUUGUGCCGGCUGCUGCUACGCGAAAUAUCGGUACAGACGGCCUUACCCCAUCAUGAGGAAGAUGUGCCAGGUGAUCCCAGCCGGGCUGGCCUUCAUCUUGGAUAUCAGUCCUGUGGCUCACCGGGUGGUUGUGUGCCACCUGGGGGGCUGUGAGGAAGAUGCUGCUUGGUACCACACGUACCAGAUACUGUUUUUCCUCAUUAGCGCUUAUUUUUUCUCCUGCCCGGUCCCUGAGAAGUACUUCCCUGGCUCCUGCGAUAUUGUUGGCCAUGCCCAUCAGAUCUUCCACGCCUUCCUGGCCAUCUGCACCCUGUCACAGCUGGAGGCCAUUCUUUUGGAUUACAAGAACAGGCAGGAGAUUUUCCUGAAGAGACACGGGCCUUUCUCCGUUUAUCUCGCCUGCAUCUCCUUUUUUGGCCUGGUGGCUUGUAGUGCCAUCACAGCUUACAUCCUGCGAUGCAGGAUCAAGGCCAGCCUGGCUAAAAAGGACUCCUGAGGAGUCACCAACGUGACAGGUGUGACAUCACCAGGGUGGUGAAAAUCAAGAAGAGGGGCAUAACAUAUUAGAGACUGUCUUACUUGCCUAACACGCUGUGACUAACCAGGACCCUGGGCUCGGGUGGAGGGCUGGAGACUUCAUGCUGGAUGCAUUUUCACAGCAGGGAGUGCCUUUCGCCAUCCAGGGGGGACAUGGGGAGUUUGAAGCCAGAACAAUUCAUUUAACCAAGGAUGCUGGAAUAGGCAGAGGUUUCUUGUUCGUUCUGGUAAACCUGUGGGUGAUAAUCUUGCUGAAUGUCAGUCAGGGAGGGCAACCUGAAGGCUGUGGGGCUGUAGAAGGGUCUGCCAGGGCUAACAGCACAGUGGAGAACGCACUGUGAGGACCACAGCUGGAUGUGAUGAGACCUCUCUGGGUUUUGCCAUUUCUGGGAAACCUGUUGCUAUCAAAGGCAGUAGCAAGGUUUCAGGAGGAGUCUGCAUUUCUGGAGUUCAGCUGCAAGGGCAUGUGUGACACAGUGGCUGGUAUAAUCCUUCUCUUGGUCCACCUGGGCUAAGCCUGGUUCUCUCUACUGUCCCCUUGUCAAGUAUCUCAACACCAGGUUGCUGAGGUGGCUUUGGCAAAGCAUGGUUGAAGACUUAGGCCUGACCUGGGGUCCUCUAGGAGGAAAUGGGUCUGAACCUGAGCCCUGUGUCUGCUGGUGACUGGUGUGGGUCCAGCACAGAGAUGUUAGGUCAGUUCCAUCUUCUCUUUCUGUAUGACUGCACCAUCUACAGUGGAGCUCCUCAAAACCAAGGAGUCACGCCGUCCCAAGGAUUACUAACAGGAGAUGGGGUCUUUCUCAGCAUGAAUUUGAUCUAAGGUAAUGUUAGUCCUGAUGGCUGUUUGAUAGCCUACAAGACAGGUCUUCAAAGGUUCCUAAUUUUCAUUUUAAGUGCUUAGUUGCCUUUGAGGAGCUGGGUCUGAGUCAGGUUGGAGAUGGUUUUGAGCCCUCCUCAGUAGCAGUGGCAGAGGCUGAGCACCCCUGAGGCCAUCCUGGCCCUGAGAGGAGACAUGCUUUUGAUGCUGGGUGCAUCAUUUUGGCUGUCUGUGUGAUGGGUUCAUGCAUUCCUUCAUGGAUUGACUCUAUCAUCUGUCUAAGGAGUCUGACUGCCCUCCAACGCUGUCCAUGCAGUGUAGAGCAACUUGGGUGUGACCUGUCUGAUACAGGAAAGGUUCGGGGCCGUGGGCCUCCAACAGCCCUAUUGUGGUCAUGGCCAAAAGGGUACGAAAGUGAAAGGGUGUGAAAGGGUAUGAAAGUGUGAAAGUCUUUAUUCCCCUCUCAGUGGUGCUUUUCGGGACACCAAGAAGUCCUUGGUGGGCCUUGUGGGAAAGCUGACCUUGAAGCUGCAGGGUUACUUUUCUCUGACCAAUGGGGUUGUGAAUCUGGCAUGUUUUUAUCAGCAUUAGAAGAAGGUAGAAUGGCUAAAGGCAGGAGCAGGGUGAUGGUAUUAGGGUCCUAUGCAACCUGGGGACGGGUUUGUCCUUGAGACUUGGUGAUUCCUGUGUGAAGUAGCAAAAAUAUUGGUCAGGGACACUUAAUGUCCAUGGGUCAGUCCUGCCCAAGGUAUAGAAAGGGUUGGUUUACUGCGGCCCCCGCUAGAUGAGUCUCUUCUGUGCUUGUUUGUGGGGGAACAUCAGAUGCUGAGCCACACUGUUGCACUGAAGUUGGCAGCACUUGCAGGUCAGGAUGCUCAGAGCCAAUGCAGAGAUAUGGUCCGUGCAGCCCAGACACCUUCUGCUUCACCCACUGCUUGCUUUCCACGGUAAAUCCUGGCAUGGCUCCUUCCAGCUAUAAAGACCCGCAACCUCAAAGGCCUUGACAUCUGGCAAAUUCCUGAGAGGUAUAAAUUUUUGUGGAAAGCAGGGAAGCCAUGGGAUCUAUUCCAGCCACAGAUUUGUCUCGCUGAAUCCAAGGGCAGGCAGGUGAAUUGUGGUCGCUGGUCUGAGCAGGCAGAGUUUAGAGUUGGGGAUAUGAUUCGUCACGAUAAGCACUGAUUUCUGCACUUGAUCUGUUUGUUU
Calidris pugnax (ruff) is the source of this 3196-nucleotide messenger RNA. It is a transcript of the gene PAQR8, whose product is annotated as progestin and adipoQ receptor family member VIII. Gene Ontology annotation, biological process: response to steroid hormone. The record is from RefSeq and is a predicted model, not a curated record. NCBI's taxonomy places the organism in Eukaryota, Metazoa, Chordata, Aves, Charadriiformes, Scolopacidae. Gene Ontology annotation, cellular component: plasma membrane. Gene Ontology annotation, molecular function: steroid binding; nuclear steroid receptor activity. Bases 77 to 1135 code for a protein of 352 amino acids. The transcript has 2 exons.